AUGUCCUCGACAAAAGGUCUCGUGCUCGUCACUGGCGCCAAUGGAUUCAUCGGUGCACGCACUGUCGAAGCCUUUCUCGCCAAAGGUUAUUCUGUCCGCGCAGCUGUUCGGGGCAAAUCUUCAGCCUCCAGCCUUCUCUCAGCAUUGCCCGCAUACGCCUCGUCGGGCUCCCUCACAACAGCUAUAGUUCAUGAUAUCACCGCUACUGGAGCAUUUGAUGAUGCGGUUAAAGGCGCGACUGCGAUUGCUCACCUCGCUGCCCCAGUCGACUUUUCCAACAGAGACAUGGACUACGUCAUCAAUGCUUCAGUGCAGGGCACGCUCGGGAUCUUGGAGUCUGCCAUCAAAGAACCUGGAUUGAAGUCUUGUGUUUACAUGUCGUCCAUUGUGACUGUCAGAGGACAAUCGCCGAAGUACCCAGAUAAGGGUUACACAGAGGAAGAUUGGAAUGAUCAAAUCGAAGACGCGCUCUCCAAAGCUGGAGCCACCGCGACGGGGCAUCAGAUCUAUGUCGCAAGCAAACUGAAAGCAGAACGUGCAUUCUGGGAGUUCCGAAAAACGUGUGCAGAUAAAGUCAACUUUACCAUGACAGCCGUCAACCCAGUUUGGGUCGCUGGGCCGCCAUUGAUCCUACCUGAAGACCCCGAGAAGCUCAGCGAGACAGCCAUUGUCGCGUAUCGUAUUAUGAACGGCCAGGAUAUGCCCAGCACGGGCCCUGGAAACGGAACACACGUCGAUGUGCGCGAUGUGGCAAGGCUUAUUGUCUUUGCUGUUGAAAAGAAACAAGUUGCUGACGGUCAACGAUACAUCGUCGGCGGGAAUGGUAAUUACGCCAACAUUCAAGCAUACCGCGACUUGUUGCGAAAGGCAUACCCUGACAGGAAAAAUCUUAUCGGCGAAGUCGAGCCAGGGAAAGACUAUAACCAGGACUACAGCACGCCUGAAGGCGGCUUCUUGGUUGAUGGGAGCAAGGCCGUUCAAGCAACAGGCCAGGACUGGAUUUCGUUUGACCAAAUGACCUUGGAUGCCGCAAAGGCGUAUGAGAGGUAUUUUUAA
Messenger RNA from Fusarium pseudograminearum CS3096, 1056 nucleotides. RefSeq lists its product as uncharacterized. Bases 1 to 1056 code for a protein of 351 amino acids. Gene Ontology annotation, molecular function: oxidoreductase activity, acting on the CH-OH group of donors, NAD or NADP as acceptor. The transcript has a single exon. NCBI's taxonomy places the organism in Eukaryota, Fungi, Ascomycota, Sordariomycetes, Hypocreales, Nectriaceae. The record is from RefSeq and is a predicted model, not a curated record.